Miniopterus natalensis is the source of this 3192-nucleotide messenger RNA. It is a transcript of the gene TAB1, whose product is annotated as TGF-beta activated kinase 1 (MAP3K7) binding protein 1. Gene Ontology annotation, molecular function: protein serine/threonine phosphatase activity. Gene Ontology annotation, biological process: protein dephosphorylation. NCBI's taxonomy places the organism in Eukaryota, Metazoa, Chordata, Mammalia, Chiroptera, Miniopteridae. Gene Ontology annotation, cellular component: cytosol. The record is from RefSeq and is a predicted model, not a curated record.
CCGCCCUUCUCGCCUGCUCUGCGGGAGGAGGGAGCGCCCGCGGGUCCCUCCAAGAUGGCGGCGCAGAGGAGAAGCCUACUGCAGAGUGAGCAGCAGCCAAGCUGGACAGACGACCUGCCCCUCUGCCACCUCUCUGGGGUGGGCUCAGCCUCCAACCGAAGCUACUCUGCUGAUGGCAAAGGCAUUGAGAGCCACCCACCGGAGGACAACUGGCUCAAGUUCAGGAGUGAGAACAACUGCUUCCUGUAUGGGGUCUUCAACGGCUAUGAUGGCAACCGGGUGACCAACUUUGUGGCCCAGCGCCUGUCGGCAGAGCUCCUGCUGGGCCAGCUCAACACUGAGCACACGGAGGCUGAUGUGCGGCGUGUGCUGCUGCAGGCCUUUGAUGUGGUGGAGAGGAGCUUCCUGGAGUCCAUCGAUGAUGGCUUGGCUGAGAAGGCGAGCCUGCAGUCCCAGCUGCCAGAGGGUGUCCCCCAGCACCAGCUACCUCCUCAGUAUCAGAAGAUCCUUGAAAGACUCAAGGUGUUGGAGAGGGAGAUUUCGGGAGGGGCCAUGGCUGUUGUGGCUGUCCUUCUCAACAACAAGCUCUACGUCGCCAAUGUCGGUACAAACCGCGCACUUCUAUGCAAAUCCACAGUGGACGGGCUACAGGUGACACAGCUGAACGUGGACCACACCACAGAGAAUGAGGAUGAGCUCUUCCGCCUGUCACAGCUGGGUUUGGACGCAGGAAAGAUCAAGCAAGUCGGGAUCAUCUGCGGGCAGGAGAGCACCAGGCGCAUUGGGGACUACAAAGUCAAAUAUGGCUACACUGACAUCGACCUGCUCAGCGCCUCCAAGUCCAAGCCGAUCAUUGCGGAGCCUGAAAUCCACUGCGCACAGCCCCUCGACGGGGUGACUGGCUUCCUGGUGCUGAUGUCCGAGGGGCUGUACAAGGCCCUGGAGGCAGCCCAUGGGCCUGGACAGGCCAACCAGGAGAUCGCUGCCAUGAUCGACACUGAGUUCGCCAAGCAGACUUCCCUGGAUGCAGUGGCCCAGGCCGUGGUGGACCGGGUGAAGCGGAUCCAUGGUGACACCUUUGCCAGUGGCGGGGAGCGUGCCAAGUUCUGCCCAAGGCAUGAGGACAUGACUCUGCUGGUGAGGAACUUUGGCUACCCGCUGGGUGAAAUGAGCCAGCCUACAGCAUCCCCAGCCCCAGCUGCAGGAGGACGUGUGUACCCAGUGUCCGUGCCUUACUCGAGCGCCCAGAGCACCAGCAAGACCAGCGUGACCCUCUCCCUCGUCAUGCCCUCGCAGGGCCAGCUGGUCAACGGGGCCCACAGUGCUUCCACCCUGGACGAAACCACUCCCACUCUCACCAACCAGAGCCCAACCCUGACCCUGCAGUCCACCAACACGCAUACCCAGAGCAGCAGCUCCAGCUCGGACGGGGGACUCUUCCGCUCCCGGCCUGUCCACUCACUCCCACCUGGUGAGGAUGGCCGCGUUGAACCUUACGUGGACUUUGCUGAGUUUUACCGCCUCUGGAGCGUGGACCAUGGCGAGCAGAGUGUGAUGACAGCACCAUAGCCCAGGCUGGGGAGUGCAGCCCGAGCAGGACCUUGCAUGAGGACAAGGAGCCCACCGCUGGAGCAGGAUGGGCUUUUUCUCGCCAAUCGCCUAUGCCGUGGGGGCCAGUGGGAGCCCAGUUCUCAGCCUGCACCUUCUCUCACCCCCAGCUCCCAGUGCUGUAGAGAUAUCCUCUUAGCGCCAGUGUAGAGUGGACCCUUUAGAUAUGCCUUGUCACUCACUGCACAGGGAGCUGGAGGUCACUCCCUCAGGCAGCCUCAGCCAGGACCAUCGCCAUUUCUCAGAACAAAGGGUUCGAGUACAGGAGCCGGGCUGACCUACAAGCCACCAAGUGGGGAAGAACGUGAAGAGGUUCUCCUGUGACCCUUCAUAUCACAGGCUCAGCAGCCACUGCUUUCUCAAGGCUACCCCUUCCCGCCACCAUCUCCCCCUGAAAGGGCUUAUGGCCGGUCCUAGUGCCCCCUCACCACUGGCUGGUGGGUCCCCCCUUUCUUCUCCAACCUGCAGAGUAAAUUCCAGUUGAUAUCUAUGCCUUCAAAGCCAGCACCGGUCCCUGGGCUCCUCCCUGGGCCAGCUUGGGCCGUUGUCAGUGGUAACUGCUCAGGAAGACCAGGGAGAUGUUGGGGUCUGGGAUGGCUGCAGAAGGGGCAGGUGAGGGGGAAAGGAACCGAGGUAGCUGGUCCAAGAGGAGCACUGGCCCUGGAGCCCCCAAAGAGGGUAGGCUGGGCUGGUGGGCUUCCCCAGAGAUGGGGGUGCAGGAGAGCAGAUGUGUCCAGACCGAGCGGGGGCCGUGGCCUCUUUUCAGGUCCCUCCAGUGCGGGGAGGCCCCAAAUCGGUGUCCACAGACUACGCUGUGCUUUUCUGUCCUGAAGCUGGGAAGGCUGCAGGGUGAGGAGCCACAGAGAUCAGCGACCUUUAAUACUGAGGAUGAGCUGCUGGCUCCACGUAGGGAACAGGUCUUGAGUGAGGCCAGGCUCCUGUGAGAGGAAGCCGUGGAAAGUGGUUCUGGAAGGGAAGAGGUUCUUCGAGACCCCGCCACUGUGGGCCAGGGCUGGAGGCAUGCACGGCUCUUACAGCCAUGGGCAGGCCCAGGGCAGCCAGGCUCAGAGGUAGACCACCUCACAAGUGCUCUCUGACCUCUGGGGAAGAGAUUGUCCUGUUUUCACAGGAGAAGCAAGCCCAGGGGACACACUGUGCCCAAGUGACACAGUCUGGUGGAGCAGGUCUUAGACCUGUCAGUCUCCGAGGCCCCUGGAUUCUACCCUGCCCCCCCCCGCCCCCACCCCUGCUCACCAGGGACUGGCCACUGUGUGUGGCCUCUAGUGUGCUUGGACUCUGAAAAGUCAAAAGCUGGAUCCAAACCUGCUCGGCCUGUGGUCCCGGGAUAAGGCUCCCAAGGAAAGCUUGGAGGAGCAAUGGAAGUGCGCUUCUCAGCAGAGAGCCCUCCCUCCCCUCCACUGAAGCCACCUCUGUUCUUCAGGUGAACAGAUUUAAAAUUAGUCACAAGGGCAUGGGAACAAAGGGAAUUCUCUUCCAGGAAUGUCUUGGUGAUGCUGUGUGGUCUCUGGAAAUAGAAUCACCUUUUUACCGCAGUAAAGAGGUAAUAAAUGGUGGUAUUAUACA